Rhinichthys klamathensis goyatoka is the source of this 1085-nucleotide messenger RNA. RefSeq names its product major histocompatibility complex class I-related gene protein-like. Gene Ontology annotation, biological process: immune response. Bases 123 to 1085 code for a protein of 320 amino acids. The record is from RefSeq and is a predicted model, not a curated record. Lineage: Eukaryota; Metazoa; Chordata; Actinopteri; Cypriniformes; Leuciscidae. The transcript is spliced from 5 exons. Gene Ontology annotation, cellular component: external side of plasma membrane.
CAUCUUCCUUUAGAAACCGCUUCUUCCUGUUGAUUCACAUGUGGUGAAGACUAAAGUGUUUACAGCGCUCUUCGACAACUGCACUUAGAGAAGUGUGUCAAAUACAAGGAUUUUCAUCCAAAAUGAAGUUCAUCAUCCUCUUCAUCUGCAUACCUUUGGUUUACUCAAAGUUACACAGCUUCAUCACCACAUACACUGAAAUAAAUGGACAGACGACUGCAGGAAUCCCAGAGUUUUCUGCUGUAACGACACUGGAUGGACAACAGAUCGAUUAUUAUGACAGUGUCAUAAUGACGCUGAUUCCCAGACAGGACUGGAUGAAGGAGUUUGCAUCUACAGAACUGUGGAAGAAAUACAUUGAGAUCAGAGAACAUGUACAGCAGAUCUACAAAAUCAACAUUCAUGUUCUAAUGCAGCGAUUCAAUCAGUCAGACGGAGUUCAUGCGUAUCAGAGGAUGUAUGGCUGUGAUUGGGAUGAUGAGACUGGAGAAUCACAUGGGUUUGAUCAGUACGGUUAUGAUGGAGAGGAUUUCAUCACACUGGACCUGAAGGAGAACAGAUACAUCACACCUGUACAACAGGGAAUACCCACAGUGCAGAAGUGGAAUAAUGACAUAAAGCUGCUUACAUCUUUGAAACAAUACUAUAAUCAUGAUUGUGUUCACUGGCUGAAGGAGCUCUUGAAGUUCUGGAAAGAGGCUAACAGGAUAACAGCUCCUGAAGUGUUUCUGUUACAGAAGAAUCUCUCUUCUCCAGUAGAGUGUCAUGCCACAGGUUUCUACCCAUCAGGAGUGACACUUACCUGGUUCAGAAAUGGACAGGAGCACGAUGAGGAUGUGGAUCUUGGAGAUCUUCUGCCAAAUGAGGACGGGACCUUCCAGAAGACAACUAGCCUUCAUGUUUCUCCAUACGAAUGGGAGAACAACCAGUUCACUUGUGUGGUGGAGCACCAGGGAGAAAUCAUCCAGAAGACUGACGAAGAGAUCAAGAGUUACUAUUUGGCUUCAUCAGUUGUAGGAUGUGGGGAAUGUACGGAGCCCCUAAAGGGACAUGGUGAUGGGAAAUCAUAUGGGAGGAAAAAUUAG